AUGGGGCAGCGCCACCUGGCGGGCGUGCUGGUAGCGGCGGAUGACGUCAAGGUCGAUCUUCGGCCCUGCCUCAUUACCAAGGCAGCGAUUGAACAGGACGUGUCGACGGUCUCGGAAGCGUAUCUUUUGAGCGAGCUCUUCAAGGGUUUCUGGGCCGCAUCUCAGCACGUUAUUAUUGACACGGGAGACGGCGACUUCGAUCUUCUCAUCGACGGCGAUGAGAACCACGGCAAGUGCAGCGCGAUCUUUGUCGGGUCCCAGCCUUCCGUCGGGGAGGACGGUGUGACCGGGCAAUAUGAACAACUGUUGGCGUACUCGGCGAAGUUUCAGGUCCGUGUGGUGUUCUUCGACAACGCCGAGACGGCCGAUUUGCCCACCAUCACAACCAAGAUCGGGAUUCAGCAACACUUCUCGGACACUUUGCUCGCAGCGGCAGGCAUCAGGCUGGCAGACUCGGAUGCACGAGUGGUGAACCCAGCGCUUCAAACAGACCCUGCAGAGAUUUAUUACCGCCCUGUGAGGGUAUCGGGUGACCCUACAGGCGGCGAGCGCACCAUCGUCGCAGACCUCGUCGAUAGCGAUGGGCAGUCCAUCAGCGAUACGGACGGCAUCUGGGACCCCAGCAGUACUAUGGAAACCCCGGGCGCCUCGAUGGCCGCGGUCACGUUCAAUGGCGAAGACGGGUCCGAGGAGAUGCACGUGUUCUUCGCCAUGGCCUGGUUCCAUAUGGAGUCGUGGGCGUGGGCGCACUAUAUCAUGGAGUGGACCACUCAGGGGGUUUUCCAGGGCGAGCGCCGCUUCUGGCUUGGCGCGAUGGUUGACGACCACUUCCUCGGAACGAAUCCUUUCGUGUACGACGGCGAUUCAAAUGCGAGCGAUGAAGAAGAGCGGAUCUCGGGCGAGGAGCUCGAGGACUUCCUCAGUGCUACGGAAGCACUGAACAAACUCUACAACGCCGAGAUCAUCACCGAGUUCCCCUUCAACGCCCUCGGCAUCCUCGAAAAGGCGGAAACGGAGUACACGUUUACCUUUGAAGAUGCUGACGCGGCGUUGCUGGCUAAGGGAGAGCUCCCCGUAGACAACGACGACGGCACGGUCGGACUUGCGCCGACGAAAACACCCGAAGACUGGUUCAACACGGUCACGAUGGAGGGCCUAACGGCAGAGUUCGAUUCUUGGAAGGAGAAAGACGACCUCUUGCAGGCAUCACUGGACAUGAAAGAAGAUUUCUUCUGGCACAGCCACACCCUUUCGCACCAGGCUAGAGACAACCUCGGCCAGGUCGACUGCGAGUCUGAGGACGGUGGGAACGCUCAAAUCGCCGUCAUCACGGGACUCUUCGACGCGGACACGUACGGAUGGCGGAGCAUGACUACGCCGGGCAUCACCGGCCUCUACAACAAGAACUGCCUCAAGUCCGCAAUGGACAACCUCAUCACCUGUGCCCCCGGAGACAACACCUACAUCGGAGCCCCCACGACCACCAUUGUACCGCGCUUCGCCACCUUCGUGUACUACAACUGCAGGACCUCAGACUGCCUCGUCUUGGAGAACUUGUUCAUCCGCCGCACUGUUUGUGGCUGCACGGACGUCGACCCGGGCACCAUAGACAACCUCAACCUCGAGGACAUUGCGGGCUGUGACUUCUCCGAGGACAGCCUGUGCCCCAACGGGCUCGAGGCCUUCGGGACGGCCGACGCUCUCUUCGACGUGGAAGCCGAAACCACCACUCGCUGGAUUCUGAACGGUCGCAGGGACAAGUACAUGUUCCACCAGGCGAACGUCGUCCCCACGUCGACCCCGCUGGGCGAGAUGUCACUGCUGGAGUACUGGUACGAGGUCGUCCUGGAGAAGAUGGCCCUCUACCUCAACCUGCAGGGAGACGACCCGUUCCCGGUCAAGUCCGUCAAGUUCGACGACCUCUGCACCAACUUCAAGCACCACGAGGACCUGGAUGGCUCCAACGCGCUGGUGACCAUCACCAAGACCUCCGACGGAGACAUCUCGGGUAUGGAGCUCAGCAACACUGGAGGCAGCGCCGGGGUCAUCCCCGUCACGGUGCCGACGAGCUUUGCCGACAAGGUAUCAACGGAGGGGCUCCCCGACGGACAGCCGUACUCCAAGGAGAUCUACGGAUCGGACUUGACAUUCUACGUGGCGUCCAGCUCGGACGAUGUUCCCCCCGCCGUGGUCAAGCCAACAGCUGCGGACCUCGCGGCCGUUCCGGCACCGGUUCUUGCUACCCUGGCGCCCACUCCCGCGCCUACUCCCGCGCCUACUCCCUCGCCCACCUCUGAGAGUGUUACGUGCUCCUGGUACACGAUCCUGUGGUGCUGGUGGUGGAAUUGGCUCUAG
This is a messenger RNA of Ectocarpus siliculosus, 2355 nucleotides long. The record is from the annotation of a GenBank genome assembly. Lineage: Eukaryota; Phaeophyceae; Ectocarpales; Ectocarpaceae.